Molecule: messenger RNA, 1615 nt
Organism: Lynx canadensis (Canada lynx)
Lineage: Eukaryota; Metazoa; Chordata; Mammalia; Carnivora; Felidae
Gene: TMEM225B
Product: transmembrane protein 225B
Exons: 9
Coding region: 634-1431 (265 amino acids)
Biological process (GO): negative regulation of phosphatase activity
Source: RefSeq, a predicted model, not a curated record
CCUAGACGGGACCCGGAAGUGCACGCCGGGGAGCCCGAGUUUCCAGUCCUGCCCCGGGGGCCGAGGUGGCCGUCGUUGCGGAGCGGCUGCGCGAUGACUGCCCGUCCGUUGUGUCGCGCUCUGAAGACAUUUUAGGGGAAGUCUUGGCCUUGGAGCAGCACCGGGGAUUGGACCCAGCCCAUGGAGAAGCUGCCUGAGCAGAUGUCCCCGGAGUCCCUGUGCCCAUCCUCCGAGCAGGAGCCUCGAAAGAGCAAGGAGGCUCUAUUACCUGUAAAUAAAGCCUGUAACCAACGUUUUCUCUCUGUGUGGAGCAGAUCUGCCGCAGCAGCACUAUCCUAGCAUAAGUCUUGGAGGAUCUGUCAUUCCAGCACCUGCUAACUUGCUUGGCCUUUGGAGAAGCUCACUAAAUGUGUGAAUAAAGAAAUGAAUGAACCCAGCCAAUUCACAGCGCCCACUGCUUCCAGUCCAUACUCCAUAACUUGGCAUUCAAGGCCCUCUGCAGGGUGGCCUCAACUCAACUUGAGAGUCUUUCCUUAGUGUUCCCCAAAAUAAACCGAGCAAGACUGGUGUGUCUACACAAGACGAGAAAACUGACACCCAAGAAGUAAGUUACCCAAGGUCACCCUGCUGGUAAUGGCAGAGCUGGAAUUCGAAUUGAGAUCUGCCUGGCUCGAGAUCACUUCCACCCCGUUUGGCGCACGGGGGCGCGAGGUCCGUUCUGCAAACAGCCCCGGAGGUCAGGUACCCCGGGCCGAGGGCCAGGUGAUGCUGACUUUGGAGGACAAGGACAUGAAGGGGUUCACGUGGGCCAUAGCCCCAGCCUUGACCUCCCUGGGCUACCUGCUUAUACUGCUGGUCUCCAUCUUUCCCUUCUGGGUGCGGCUUGUAAACGAGGAGUCCCACGAAGUGUUUUUCAGUGGCCUGUUUGAGAACUGUUUCCAUAUCAAAUGCUGGAAGCCUCGACCCUUAUCAGUGUACAUCAUUCUCGGCCGCGUUUUCCUGCUGUCCGCGGUUGUCCUGUCUUUCCUCACCACCUUCAUCCUGGUGUCCUUUGCAUCUCAGCUGUUUCCGAGGACCCGGAAGCACAAUUUGGUGUCAGCCUUCAUCAGCUUCCUCACAGGGGCCAGUGCCUUCCUGGCCUUGUUGCUGCAUGCCCUGGAGAUCCAGAAUCUGAGGAUGAAGCCCAGCCCCCCCAAGUUCUCGGUGCAGUGGCCUUACUACGUUCUGGGCUUUGCCAUCCUUCUGUUCAUAGUGGCUGGUGCCAUCUGCCUCUUUCAAGAAGCAGCCUGCCUUCGCUGCCGUUUGUUGCCCAAUUCCCAGAGUAUCCAGGAGACCCAAGGGGUCAUACACCUGGAGAAUAUGGAGAGUCUGGGAGGAGACCUGAGCUCAAUACAAAAGGAGACACUGCUGAAGGAAGAAACAAUUAUCUAGUCCAGGAGAGCGUCCUCCGCCAUCGGCAGCUGUGUGAGUGCGUGUGUGGAGGCAUAAGCGGCAGCCAGUUUCUGCUGUUUUUGGUGAGCUUCCUGAGUGUCAGAUCCAUGUUCUACUUCCCCACACUCACAGUGAUUCUGUCUUGCUUGUAUUUGCAAUUCGUUAAAAAAUUUUUUUGAAUUUU